Daphnia carinata is the source of this 2596-nucleotide messenger RNA. RefSeq lists its product as uncharacterized. The record is from RefSeq and is a predicted model, not a curated record. Lineage: Eukaryota; Metazoa; Arthropoda; Branchiopoda; Diplostraca; Daphniidae. The coding region runs from base 439 to 2028 and encodes 529 amino acids. The transcript is spliced from 2 exons.
UGAAUUCCCGACCGCUGCUCCCGACCGGGCAUCGUGUCAAGGAGGAUCGUGUGCAGACGAAACAACAUCAUCACAUCGCAGUCUCGGCCCGCAUUAUUAGACGUUUUGACCCUUGUCUUGCUCAGGUCUUGUUCUUUAUUGGGUUUUCUUUUCUUUAUCAUCGGCUGCUCGUGUUCCGUGUCACUUCAUUUAGUGAAGAACAAUUCAGAGGGAGGGAAGGGAUAUUGCGGCAUCGCUGUUGAUCAAAUGAUUUGAUUGGAUUUUCUUCCUUCGACAUUCCCCCGCCGGAAAGAUAUUAUGCAUGUCGAAUUGUUUUCCUCCAGUGUUCCAUUUCGUUGUUAUUCCGAUGGUGUGGCGAUUGAUUGAUUGACUGGGAUCAAGAAGAAGGAUUUGUUUCAUCAAAAAAGAACGGGAUAAACCCUGAUUACGUAGUCAAGGAUGGAAGAUUUGGUAGUAAAGGAUGCGCAAAGGAGGGCGAACGAAAUGACGGAUGAUGACGUCAAGCGUCUCGAUAAAGAGGCGUUGUUGUCGUCGGCCGGCCAUAACGAGGUGAAGGAAGAAAAACAAGAGCAGUCGGUUGGAUUGAUCGAAGACAUGCGACAACUUGCAAUGGCUGACGACGAGGACGUCGGUGGCCAACAACCGUCGCUCAUUUUUGUCGAGUGCAAUCAUGGUCAGCAGUCGGCCGACGAUGGCCAGCGUUCAACAGUUCAAGUUUUGUCGCUGGACGAGCAACAACAGCCACCGCCCGAGAUCUUGGUCGCCUAUUUGUCCGGCGAGCCGGAAGCCGUGGCUGCCAUUGAACUUUUGAGAGAAGCCCAACGGAUAUGGGAUCAACGGAAGCGCAGUGUCACACCAGCCGGACGAAUGCAGCCAGGAAACCGUGAACAAUCGUCCUCUCCUUUGAUGGUCGACGUCGUUGACAUCCAGCCGUCGGCCGCUAAUCAUCCGACAGCCACUAGACGCUACAGUCACGAGGAUCUGCGAAUCGCUUACACCAACAUCUCGGCCCAGUUGGUCGCCUCUGAACGCAAGAUGAUGGAACACGACGCUCAUCCGGUUGCCGCCGUCCUGCCCGUCAAAGCGACCAAACAGCACAAGAAACCCGAAUCGCAGCAACAUUAUCGUCGCAGAGCGUCGGCCCAGGCUGAAUCGCUGGCCGGCCAAGCUGUGGCUCGUUAUCAGCACAAACAGCAGCCAUUAGCCAAUAAGAAGAAUUCUAUUCCAGGAACAGUUUCAACAUCCGGUAGACGCAAUAGCAAACGAAUCAAUGGAACUCCGAGAGGAUCGGUAGUCAGCCAACAACACGAAACGGACGGCAUCCACCAACAUCCACAACGGCCGCGUUCCAGCAGGGGCUCGGUCGACGUAGUCAGCCAGGCCAUGACGACGGGCGGAAUGGGGGCCAUCAGCAACUCGUCGUCGCGUCGCAAUUCGUCGCUGACCGAUUCGGCCUAUUUGAAAGUGAAUGAAUCGAUGGUGUCGACUUCACGAAGGUCGUCCAGCCAUCGAAUGGGCAACGCGGCGGUCGAUGCCGAUGUUCUGCUGCCAUUGGGAUCGGACGCCGUCAGCUUCCAUCGCGAACAGCGUCGUCGGGCGUCGUCGUCCAAAGCUUCAGCCAUUUUCCUAUUGUCACCGACGGGCAAAGAAGGAGGCGGGCAACUGGUGCCUGAACCGGAGGAUGAAGACGACAACUCGCCGGAAGGUCGACGACGUCGCCGAACCAUUUCCAUCAUCGCCACCGUCGGCGCCUUUCUCCUCGUCCUCUCCAUUCUGAUGGUGACUGUAACUCUUCGACUUGCCACACACAUCGAUGAUCUCGUGCGGAAAGAAAAUGAAUUGCAGACAUUCACUUCCGUUUCAAGUAACGGGGACAUGAUAAACGGGACGGCAUCCAACAAUGUUUUCUCGCCGCAACAGACAGGCCAGCUGGGGACAAUUUUGAAUUCGACGACGACAACGGCGGCAACACCAAGCAUCAUCGCUCUACUGGCAGCGUCAAAUAGUUCGACGAUGAAUUUGACUUGAAGUGUCAAACAGUCGAAGGUUAAAUAUAGAAUUAACGUCCACUGAUUGCCAAGAACGUUCACUGAAAAAGUCCAGCACUGUCAUCGUAUUACGUGAAUUGAAUUAUCAAAAACAAUGAAGUGAAGCCAAUUCUUAGAUAAUUGAUUGUUAAAUUUGUUGAUUUCAUAUAUUAAAUUUACCGAGUCGAAGAGAACAGCUAAUCCAUCAAAACCACAUUGUUUUUCUUCCUCUCAAUUUGUUCUCUUCCAUAUAUGCUGUUAUUUAUUGAAUUGGAAAUGCAUUUGUCGUAAUGCCCUUACUCCUAUCUGACGUAAAAAGAAAAAUACCUUCUCUUUGUUGUUAUUCUCGUUCCCUUUUCCAUCAUCCACCAUCGCUGAAGAUUUUGCAUAUUAUUGGGUCAAUCGAUCGGAAGAAUGUCGGAGCCAACCAGGAAUGAUGGGGCUGCAAUUCGUCCAGCCACUGAAAAGAAAUAGAAUUACAUAAAAAAUCGUUAUUCGUUUGUCGCAGGCCUUGUUUGUAUAACCUAGUCGUCGCUGGCGUUGUUUAUUUGUAAAAUAUAAACCAUUUU